Rhagoletis zephyria (snowberry fruit fly) is the source of this 711-nucleotide messenger RNA. RefSeq lists its product as uncharacterized. The record is from RefSeq and is a predicted model, not a curated record. Lineage: Eukaryota; Metazoa; Arthropoda; Insecta; Diptera; Tephritidae.
AUGAACUUCAGGCGAAGCUCACUCAUUCUACUGCUGAUGCUGGUGUUGCUUUACUUUUGCGCAGAGUCGGAAGCCAAAAAGUGGCGUUCACAUCACAAGAAGAGAAGUAAUUCACCUAAAAUUUCGGCCACUUUUCGUACAGUACCGCCAAAACGCAAACCAAUGCCAAAGCAUCUAACCGCUGCACACAAACGAAAUGCGAAAAUGAACUACUACCAUCCGCUGCCCACCAGUUGGCCUACUCACUUUGCGGAUACUUUGCCACCUACAUACUACUUAGCCUCGAACUAUCCACGUUGGCGCUCUUAUCUUACAGCGCCGGCGCGAAGAAGUACACUAAGAAAAAUGGAUUUGACGCCACCAUUUGUGCCCCUUCUUCCGUUUGCUGCACAUCCGACGGCAAUGCGGCGCGCCGAUGAAUUCGAUAUUAACAGCAGCAGCAGCACUUUAUCCACUGCACCUUUGGUCGAUAUGAGCGCUUUCAAUGCCGCCAUUGCGGAUGGUAUUCUGGACACUGACUUUUCCCAAUCGUCUGCAAAUCGAGACUUUCUACAACCGGAGAUUUCAUUAGGUGGCUGGACGCCAGUGGACUACAAGUCGUUUAUGUCAGAUGCGGAUUUCAGUCUCUUAAAAGAUCAGAUGGAUCUAAGCCAUCGACUGGACAUGGACGGACCGAUGUAUAGCAACCCCUUUGAAAGACAUUUUGUUUAA